Molecule: messenger RNA, 1167 nt
Organism: Mollisia scopiformis
Lineage: Eukaryota; Fungi; Ascomycota; Leotiomycetes; Helotiales; Mollisiaceae
Exons: 1
Source: RefSeq, a predicted model, not a curated record
ACACUCGCAGUCCUCGGACUUGCAACUCUCGGCCGAUCACACAUGAUCAUGAACACUCCUGUACCUUACGGAAAAUCGACCCUGAACAACUCUCCCUUAGCAGCAGAUGGCAGUGACUUCCCUUGCAAACAGCGCACUGGCGUCUACGAUGCCGAAGGUGCUAGUAACAGCAUGGCUCUUGGAUCUAGCCAAAGUCUUGCAUUCACCGGAAGUGCUACUCAUGGCGGUGGCUCUUGCCAAGUUUCUAUUACGUACGACCAAGCCCCAACGACGAGCAGCACCUGGAAAGUCAUCCAUUCCAUUGAAGGAGGUUGCCCCAUUAAGGGUGUUGCGGGUAACAACGGCGACUCUGCCAGCGCUGUCGACCCAGACACAUACUCCUUCACUAUUCCCACGUCUCUGCCAACAGGAACUGCCACACUUGCCUGGACUUGGUUCAAUAAGAUCGGGAACCGUGAGAUGUACAUGAACUGUGCUCCGGUCACCUUGACCGCAUCUUCCUCCAAGCGCAGCGACGAGGAUGAGCUCAUGGAACGCAACUACACCAUGCUAAUGGAGCGCGACACUGCCGCUUACAAUGCUCUUCCAAACAUGUUCACUGCAAACAUUGGCAAUGGUUGCGGAACUGUUGACUCUACAGAUCUCAAGUUCCCUGCCCCAGGGGACUCUGUUGAGCAGGAUGGUACAGCCACGGCCACUCCAGUAGCACCAACCGGAACUGCUUGUGGAAGCACUGUAGCAGGUGCAUCUGCAACUGCUGGCUCUUCGGGAUCGUCCGCAACAUCAGCUGCUGUUUCUCAGGCGUCUUCCGCUGUUGUCGCUUCUUCUUCUCCAUCUGCCACUGGCGGAGUGUUCGCCACCGUCGCAUCGUCGCAGGCCACUUCGGCUCCUGCUGCCUCAUCUACACCAGUCGCAUCUGUCGCUUCCAGCGCCAUCGCCUUUACCCCAGUCGCCUCCUCAGCCGCUCCAGCAAGCACAGGAAGUAGCUCUAGCACAACCGGUACAGGCUCUGCCAUCGCUGCAGGAACUGCCUGCACGACAGAGGGAGAGUGGAACUGCAUCGGUGGAACUUCCUACCAACAAUGUGCAAGCGGAACUUGGUCUGUUGUCAUGGAGCUUGCGGCUGGUACUAGCUGCACUGCAGGCGAGUCAACCAACAUCAACAUC